Ruditapes philippinarum (Manila clam) is the source of this 2206-nucleotide messenger RNA. RefSeq lists its product as uncharacterized. The coding region runs from base 520 to 996 and encodes 158 amino acids. The record is from RefSeq and is a predicted model, not a curated record. The transcript has 4 exons. NCBI's taxonomy places the organism in Eukaryota, Metazoa, Mollusca, Bivalvia, Venerida, Veneridae.
CGACUAAAAUGAUGGCAAUAACACUGCACCGAUUAAUGUAAGUGUCUUAUUUAAUCGCAUGAUUGUGUGCAACUGCCGGUUUCUAUUAUUAGACAAACCAAAUCCUCCGACGGGCUUUCGUGUCAUCAAUAAAUUAACAACGGCUACGACUGCAACGGUACAAUGGUUUCCUUCUUUUAAUGGUGGAAAACCCCAACGUUUUGUUUUGAACUACACCAAAUCUCUACAGAAACACUGGACACACGAAGAAAUAGAAGACACAGGGGAACCAAUACUAAUUUAUACGAUAAAUGGAUUGUCAAGCAAUUCUUUCUACUACAUCUUUUUAUAUUCCAUUAAUAUAUUAGGGUCAUCCAAGAUGUCUGCACGUCUUGAAAUCAAGACAAAAGGUAGUCAUUGUUCUAAGAAUUACUUAUUAACAAGUUGUUGUAGUAUGCUUUCAAUACAUACACUGACACCUAUUUUAUAUUGAACAAACACCAAUAAAACUCCCAGUCUUGUAAACUUUAUAACUAUGACAUGUGUUUUUCUUCAGAAGGAAUGUAUAUAGAUGAUAACACCAGUGGCGUUUGGACAACCAUAGGAAUUUGUAUAGGUGCUCUGCUCUUUUUGCUUUUACUAUUCAUUGGCAUAUAUACAUUAAGAAGGUUUAAGCUGACAUAUCAACAUACAACUAUAAACGUACAUCAAGACACUAUUGGAUUAUCAACACAAAAUAUAAAUUCUGCAACUGAAUACGAAAGCAUUGAUCUUGAUGCAGUUGGAGCAAACAUACAACCGAAUGACCCAUCCAGCACAGGCACAAGUACAGACGCUUUUCCACAAAAUCCUUAUGAGAAACUUGAUAAAAUCUUGAAUGACAGUAAUCAGUACAGUGAACUUAAAAAAAUGGACGAAAGCCGUGAAGAUGUUUUCAGGAAAAGAAAGCCUGACACAGCUCCGGAAACCUUGCAAAAAGACUUCGAUAAAGCAAUGUAUAUGAAUAUGAAAAUUUGAUUUGAGGACCAAAUUUUAAAUUCUGACUUAUUUAAAAUGUAUUAUGUUUUUAAGUAAUACAACUAGCACUUGUAAAAAACUUUCUAGCUAGUUUACGGAACAUCGGUGGUUCUACUCAGGUGCCCGUUCGUGCCUGAAAUAUGCACGGAAGGGCACCUGAGGUCUUCCUCUACCAGUAAAGCUGGAACGUCACGAUAUGACCUAUAUUGUGUCGAUGUGACGUAACACCCAAAAACAAACAAACAAACAAACAAAAAUCUUUUGUUGUGUAUAUGAGAUAAAUCCUGGUUAAUAGAUGUCAUGUUUAUGAUUGCCUUUAACUCUCAGCAUAGUCAUUGCAUAUACUGUGUAAGUACUGACUAGUGAUGUUUAUAAACGAUGUAAAAAUGAAACAUCAUAUUAUGUUUUAUUUGCGUGCGAUAUUGUAAAAUUACUAAAGAAAUACUGAAUAAAGUACAAUCACGUGUUUCAAUUAUAUCAAUAUGUAUACUGACGGGCUAGGUCCAUUUGCUUACAUGGUCAUAAUUUGUACUGCGAUUAAAUUCCGUUAAGAGAGUAUUGAUGCGAUACAAUGCAAUACCUGAAGGAUUUAACGGAUACACUUUACAUUCUGAACGAGGAAACAAAUACUCUUUACAUUAAAUUCUGAACCGUUUCAUAUUAAGUGUGCCCAUUUUAUAACAUUACUCUUUCAUUUCUGAAAUAAAGUACACAGAGGGUAGAGAUGGAAUCUUACACUUUUUUAUUUGGGUCCUUAAACAUGUUAAACAUGUUGAUUUAGAAUUCCUCUAUAAAUAUUCACAACCAGACACAGUUUAUGACACGUUCUUAGUUGUAGGCAGAGAUUGUGAUUCUCAUUUAAAAAUUAUUCAUUGUCACAUCAGCAUUCUUUGUGUCGUGCGUUGUUGGAAAUAUAAAAUCGUUUGGUGUUUUCUUUUCACGUAACUAUAAACUUGUAUGUGUGUUAAAAUACAUAAAUAUUGUUUUUGUAUUCACGGACUCUUUAAUCACCUAUGGAAGGGAAAACGGUGCAAAUUUUCAUUUAUCUGUCGAAUGUAUGCUUGUUUAUGUUUCUUGCAUAAUUGCAAAAAAAAUGUAAAUAUCAACUUUAAUAAAAAAAAUAUGUUCUGUUGUUUCAAUUAUUGACUUAAUUUAUAUGAUCAUUGUCAAUUUCAGAGAUUAUUAGUGUGAACGCAUUUUAUCAAAAUUU